Messenger RNA from Propithecus coquereli (Coquerel's sifaka), 4139 nucleotides. RefSeq names its product protein phosphatase 1, regulatory subunit 9A (gene PPP1R9A). The coding region runs from base 254 to 4129 and encodes 1291 amino acids. Gene Ontology annotation, biological process: actin filament organization; neuron projection development; calcium-mediated signaling. The record is from RefSeq and is a predicted model, not a curated record. NCBI's taxonomy places the organism in Eukaryota, Metazoa, Chordata, Mammalia, Primates, Indriidae. The transcript has 19 exons. Gene Ontology annotation, molecular function: actin filament binding. Gene Ontology annotation, cellular component: postsynaptic density; dendrite; cytoplasm.
GGCCCUAGAGUUAAUCCCAUCAGCCGAGAUGAACCUCUAGUCUUGCUUUGAAAAAGGCAUUUUGUGUAACUCUUGACUGUGAAUAAUUUCCUAAUACACCUGUUGGGACAAUCACUGACAGAGUAUACCAUUUGAGAGGUACUUUUCUUGACCAAAUACUGGUGAUUAGAGAAGAGAGGUAUUUUUGUUUUGUUUUUUUUUUUUUUUUUCCUCUGAUCAUUAUGAACAUUGGCUUUUCACUUCUGAAGUAAAAAUGUUGAAAGCCGAGUCUUCAGGUGAACGAACCACUCUCAGAAGUGCCUCUCCUCACAGGAAUGCAUAUAGAACUGAGUUCCAGGCACUGAAAAGUACCUUUGACAAGCCCAAGUCAGAUGGGGAACAAAAAACAAAAGAAGGUGAGAGCUCCCAACAGAGCAGGGGGAGGAAAUAUGGCUCUAAUGUCAACAGAAUUAAAAAUCUAUUUAUGCAGAUGGGUAUGGAACCCAAUGAGAAUGCUGCUGUCAUUGCCAAAACAAGGGGGAAAGGUGGACAUUCCUCUCCUCAGAGGAGAAUGAAGCCCAAAGAAUUUCUGGAGAAAACAGAUGGCUCUGUUGUUAAAUUGGAGUCCUCUGUUUCUGAACGAAUUAGUAGAUUUGACACAAUGUACGAUGGCCCUUCAUAUUCUAAGUUCACUGAGACUCGGAAGAUGUUUGAGAGAAGUGUGCAUGAGUCAGGACAAAACAACCGCUAUUCCCCAAAAAAGGAGAAAGCUGGGGGGAGUGAACCUCAGGAUGAGUGGGUUGGUUCCAAGUCCAAUAGAGGCAGUACUGAUUCCUUGGACAGCCUCAGCUCCCGGACUGAGGCUGUCUCCCCAACUGUGAGUCAACUGAGUGCAGUAUUUGAGAACACUGAUUCCCCCAGUGCCAUCAUUUCUGAAAAAGCUGAGAACAGUGAAUACUCAGUGACUGGGCAUUAUCCCUUGAAUUUACCAUCUGUUACUGUUACAAAUCUUGACACCUUUGGCCACCUUAAGGAUUCUAAUUCUUGGGCUCCUUCAAACAAACAAGAUGUUGAUACAGAGGAUGCUCAGAAGAGUCAUACUACUCCAGUACUAGAAGUGGCUUCUAAAAGUAGCUCUCUAGCUCUGAUACCUAGUGAAGAGAACCAGCAGAGCAAGGAAGCCGAAGACUCCACAUCUAACCAGGAGACUCCUGGCAGAAGUGACAUUACCGAAGAACCUUGUGCUGAAAAUAAGACAAUGCCAAAAUCGGGACUCCUCUCACCACAAAACAAACCUUUAGAAGAUGCUGAAGCUAAUUUGGCAGCAAAGCAACAGAAGAAAAGAUUUGCAGGUGGUGAUUUUCCCUCUCCUGAUACUUCUGCAUCCAGUUGUGGAAAAGAAACACCUGAAGAUUCAUACAAUUUGGAGAGUUCCCAUGUGUAUAUGCAGAGUGACUAUAAUGUGUAUAGGGUGAGAUCCAGGUAUAAAUCAGACUGGGGAGGGACAGGCACUGAGCAGGACGAGGAGGAAGAUAGUGAUGAGAAUUAUUACUAUCGGGCUGAUAUGGAAUACUCGGAAAUCCUUGGGUUGUCAGAAGAAGAAGACAUCCCAGAAAAUAGGAAAAUUAAGUUUAGUAGAUCUCCGAUUAAGGUUUUCAACACAUACUCCAAUGAAGACUAUGACAGGAGAAAUGAAGACGUUGACCCUGUGGCUGCUUCAGCUGAAUUUGAACUUGAAAAACGUGUUGAAAAACUGGACCUGUUCCCAGUGGAACUAGAGAAAGAUGAGGAUGGUCUUGGUAUAAGUAUUAUCGGAAUGGGUGUUGGAGCAGAUGCUGGCCUUGAAAAGCUGGGAAUAUUUGUCAAGACAAUAACAGAUGGUGGUGCUGCUCAGCAGGAUGGCAGAAUACAUGUCAAUGACCAGAUUGUGGAAGUGGAUGGAACCAGCUUGGUGGGUGUCACACAGAAUUUUGCUGCAACAGUUCUCAGAAACACUAAGGGCAUUGUCAGAUUCCUUAUUGGGCGAGAAAAGCCAGGAGAAGUGAGCGAGGUCGCCCAGUUGAUAAGCCAGACUCUGGAACAGGAGCGGCGCCAGAGAGAUCUUGCGGAGCGCCAUUACACCCAGUAUGAUGCUGAUGACGAUGAGACAGGAGAAUAUGCCACAGAUGAAGAGGAGGAAGAGGCAGGAGCUGCUGCUCUUCCUGCCAGUGACAUGGCCAUUGAAGUCUUUGAGCUGCCUGAGAGUGAGGAUAUGUUUUCCCCCUCAGACCUGGACACCGCCAGGCUCAGCCACAAAUUCAAGGAGUUGCAAAUCAAACACGCAGUUACAGAAGCAGAGAUUCACAAACUGAAGACCAAGCUACAAGCCGCAGAAAACGAGAAAAUGCGCUGGGAGCUAGAAAAAACCCAGCUGCAGCAGAACAUUGAAGAUAACAAACAAAGAAUGCUGAAUCUGGAGACCUACUGGAUUGAGGCUCAAACAUUAUGCCACACUGUCAACGAACAUCUCAAAGAGACUCAAAGCCAGUAUCAAGCCUUGGAGAAGAAAUACAACAAGGCAAAGAAACUGAUCAAGGAUUUUCAGCAAAAAGAAAUUGAUUUCAUCAAAAGACAGGAAGCAGAAAGGAAGAAAGUAGACGAUAUGGAGAAAGCCCAUCUUAUGGAAGUUCAGGCCCUACAAAUGCAGAUUAGAGAUAUGGAAGAUGAGUUGUUCAGGCUACUGAAGCAAAGUGGAACUCAGGUUAACAAUAACAACAACAUUUUUGAGAGGACAACAUCUCUUGGUGAAGUCUCUAAAAGUGAUACCAUGGAGAAUUUGGGUGUCAAGCAAACAUCUUGUCAAGAUGGCCCAAGCCAAGACUUGACUGCAGCAGUUCCAGAAACAGAGCGCCUGGACUCAAAAGCGCUGAAAACUCGAGCCCAGCUCUCCGUAAAGAACAAACGCCAGAAGCCCACUAGGCCUAGACUCUACGAUAGUGUCAGUUCCACAGAAGGGGAGGACAGUGUAGAGCGAAAGGGUUUGAGAACUUCUUCUUCCGACUCAGAUUCUGGUGGUCCACCCCUCACCCCAGUGGCUAGCAAUGUGCCCUUCUCGUCUGAUCACAUUGCUAAGUUUCAAGAAGGACCACUGUACCCAGAAAGGGAGACUUUCUCCUCUCUUUGGGGAGACACUUCAUUCUUUUCUCCUUCAAAAUCUGAUCAUGAUGCAGAAGAAUCUCCUUGCCACCAUCAAGCCACUGACACGAAAAUACAACAAGAAAAAGAUGGUGCCAAAGGUCCCAAAUCAUUAAGGGCAUCCAGUUCGUUGGUGGUGCACGGAGGAAAAAUUAAGCGGAAGUUUGUGGAUCUGGGGGCACCUUUGCGAAGGAAUUCCAACAAGGGAAAGAAAUGGAAAGAAAAAGAAAAAGAAGGCAAUAGGUUUUCUGCAGGUAGCAGGAUCUUCAGAGGCAGGCUGGAAAACUGGAAACCCAAGCCACCCUCCGCAGCUCAGGCCUCCACUCGCUCCCCUUGCAUGCCUUUCUCGUGGUUUAACGAAAGCCGGAAAGGAUCCUAUUCCUUCAGGAACCUGCCUUCACCUACAAGUCCCCUUCAGCCUUCUCUCACGACUCUAAUUUCAGAUAAAAAGGGGUCCAAGAGUUUUACCUUCAAUGAUGACUUCAGUCCCAGCAGCACCAGUUCCGCAGACCUGAGCGGCUUAGGAGCAGAAUCCAAAACACCAGGACUCUCUCAGUCCUUAGCGCUGUCAUCUGACGAGAUCCUUGAUGAUGGACAGUCUCCCAAACACAGUCAGUUUCAGAGUCGGGCCGUACAUGAAUGGAGUGUGCAGCAGGUUUCUCACUGGUUAAUGAGCAUAAAUCUGGAGCGGUAUGUAUCUGAAUUCUGUGCCCAAAACAUCACUGGAGAGCAGCUCCUGCAGUUGGAUGGAAAUAAACUUAAGGCUCUUGGAAUGACAUCAUCCCAGGACCGAGCCACAAUCAAGAAAAUGCUCAAGGAAAUGAAGAUAUCUCUAGAGAAGGCUCGGAAGGCCCAAGAGAAAAUGGAAAAGCAGAGAGAAAAGCUCAGGAGGAAGGAACAAGAGCAAAUGCAGAGGAAGUCCAGGAAGUCCGAAAAGAUGACAUCAACUACAAGGGAGGGCGCUGGUGAGCAGUAAUACACCCGCU